This is a messenger RNA of Mytilus trossulus (common blue mussel), 1950 nucleotides long. RefSeq lists its product as uncharacterized. The transcript has a single exon. The record is from RefSeq and is a predicted model, not a curated record. NCBI's taxonomy places the organism in Eukaryota, Metazoa, Mollusca, Bivalvia, Mytilida, Mytilidae. Bases 1 to 1950 code for a protein of 649 amino acids. Gene Ontology annotation, molecular function: zinc ion binding.
AUGGCAGAAGGACAAUUGUCUGUACGUAAAACUUCAGUUGUUGAGGACCAACAAGUUGCAGAUCUGGAUGUAUGUGGAAUAUGCAACUCGGCCUACACAACACCGAGACUUCUUGACUGUUGUCAUGUUUUUUGUUCACCUUGUAUAGAAAAACUUAUUGAAAAUGGACAAACAUUACGGUGCCCACUUUGCAGAAGGGAAUUGCCGAUACCCAAAGAAGGCGUUGAUGGACUUUCGUUAUUUCCAUUUAUAGAAUUAUUUAAAAGCGAAAAUAAAAACGUUAAACCGCGAAUUUGUGAUAUGUGCGAUGAAAUGGAUGUCCAUUCAAGGUGUGUAGAUUGUGAUCAGAAUAUGUGUAAACAUUGCCAUGAUAACCAUUUAAGAAACAAAACGUUGAGAAAACAUAAAAUUGAAGAUGAAUUGAAUAAUAGAGUAACCGAGGAACACCGUGAACUGAUAUUGGCUGAGGGUAAAUGUGAUGUACAUUCAAAGGGAUAUUCUUUAUACUGCAAGUCGUGCAAUUUGUCUAUUUGUGAAGAAUGUAAAACAUCCGACCAUGCCUGUCACAAAACAGACAAAUUGGAUAUGGCUAUUAAAGCCAUGAAGUCAUUAUUGAACACUACGUUGGGAAGUCUAAAUUCAAAGAUACCCUUUCUUGACAACGUUAUAUACAAUGCAAAGGCAGAGGAGCAUAAAUAUGGGAAAGAUAUUCAACAAACGAAGGGUGAACUUGAGAGUAUAGCUUCGAACUUAAAAGAACUCAUGUGUAAAUCCGUUGAUAUGGUCAUGGCGGAAAACGUAGAAAUCUUACAGUCGUUUUCAUAUGCCGAUAAUAAAACAUUUGAGACGUACAUUGAACAGGCUAAAAGAAAUCGGCUCUCUAUAAUCAGAUUAAUCAAAAGUAUUGAAGCUACUAUUACAUUUGGUCAAACGGCUGAAGUAGUUAGAUUAUGUAGUGUUUUGUGCACAAAAACAAGUAUGUACAACGAAAACUUUUCUAACUCUGAGUUGAAAUUAAAUAUACCCAUGUUCAAACCAGGAACAUUAUCUUAUCAUGACAUGCAGGAUUAUUUUGGCGUAAUCAAACGAGAUGAUUACUCUAAAAUUUUGUUGAAACCCCAAUUUCCAUCCUUGCAAAUUCAAAGCUUUCCUAAUUUUAGACAUUUCAGAAAGGAAUCAAUUUUCCAAACAACCAGUGGUAUAACAAGUACUAGUAUAAUGGCGACAGGUGAUUCUCACGUGUGUAUCACGUGUUUCGCACCGAGUAAUGGUACAAUCACAGUAUUUGAUAUGAAUGGACAAGCAAAGCAAACAAUUUUAAAUAAAGUACAAAAUAGGUUAGCAAUCAUCGGUGUAAACGUUGGAAAAUGUUUUAUGUGGAAAGAUAAUAAAAUUGAUAUAAUUCAAUUCCAACGUGAAGGAAAUUUUGAGACACAGAUAGAUCCAUGGGACAAUACGUUACCAUCUAUUUCCUUGCAUGAUUGCGCAUGGAUUAUGAACAAUGGAAAUAUGUUGGUGCUGGGGUAUUAUAGCACAUUCUAUGAACUUGAAGGAACUGGGAAGACACUUAGAACUUUUACUAGUAACGCAAUAUCGCAACGAAAUGCUACGAGUCAGGCAAAAUGUAUCUUAUAUACCAAGACAAACAUAAUUUUAGUAGCAUAUGAUGAUGAAAUCUUCGCAAUAACCUUGUCUGGUGACCUUCUACAUACAUAUAAACAGAACGGUUCAAAAUUUACUUCAAUGUGCACGGACCAACAUGGAAAUAUAUUUGUGACAGACUCGAGCAAACAUUGCGUAUGCUUACUAAACUCCGAUGGCUAUUUUAUACGUAAUGUAUUGUCACCCGAAGACGGCAUUAACAACCCAGUAUCUAUAACGAUUGAUGGGAGAGGAAAUCUGUGGAUUCUGAUGAAUGCGAAUACAAUCAUUGUGUUUUCGUAUUUGUAG